AUGGCCUCUACUGCUACCACCGUCCCCACUCAGGACCAUGUCCUCGUCCCCGAGACUCUCCUGAAGAAGCGCAAGAGCCAGGAGCAGGCUCGCGCUGUCGCCCGUGAGGAGGCUGAGAAGAAGAAGGCCGCCAGCAAGGAGAAGCGUGCCGCCAUCUUCAAGCGCGCCGAGUCCUACGUCAAGGAGUACCGCGAUGCUGAGCGUGAGAAGAUCCGCCUUGCCCGCGUUGCUCGCAAGGAGGGUAACUUCUACGUUCCUGAGGAGCCCAAGCUUGUCUUCGUUAUCCGUAUCAAGGGUAUCAACAAGAUCUCUCCCCAGCCCCGCAAGAUCCUGCAGCUCCUCCGUCUGCUCCAGAUCAACAACGGCACCUUCGUUCGCCUUACCAAGGCUACCCAGGAGAUGCUGACCAUCAUCAACCCCUACAUCGCCUACGGUUACCCCAACCUCAAGAGCAUCCGUGAGCUCAUCUACAAGCGCGGUUACGGAAAGGUCAACAAGCAGCGCGUUGCCAUCUCCGACAACCAGAUCAUCGAGGAGAACCUCGGCAAGUACGGCAUCGUCUGUGUUGAGGAUCUGAUCCACGAGAUCUACACCGUUGGCCCCAACUUCAAGCAGGCCAACAACUUCCUCUGGCCCUUCAAGCUCUCCAACCCCACUGGUGGCUUCCACAAGCGCAAGUUCAAGCACUUCAUUGAGGGUGGUGACUAUGGUAACCGUGAGGAGAACAUCAACGCCCUCAUCCGCCAGAUGAACUAG
This is a messenger RNA of Aspergillus oryzae RIB40, 756 nucleotides long. RefSeq names its product 60S ribosomal protein uL30. The transcript is spliced from 4 exons. Gene Ontology annotation, cellular component: cytosolic large ribosomal subunit. Lineage: Eukaryota; Fungi; Ascomycota; Eurotiomycetes; Eurotiales; Aspergillaceae. Gene Ontology annotation, molecular function: structural constituent of ribosome; RNA binding. The coding region runs from base 1 to 756 and encodes 251 amino acids. Gene Ontology annotation, biological process: maturation of LSU-rRNA from tricistronic rRNA transcript (SSU-rRNA, 5.8S rRNA, LSU-rRNA). The record is from RefSeq and is a predicted model, not a curated record.